AUGGCAUUAAAAUGGUUAAUGACUUCGAUGUCAUUGAGAGGGCAGCUCCUCAGAUGGAGAGAAGAACUCCAAGAUUAUGAUUUCGAAAUUGAUUACCGACCAGGAUCCGCCCAUGGGAAUGCUGACGCCCUUUCUCGCCGACCCACGUCCGAGGAAAACCCAGCACUUGAGAUCGAAAUCACCCCAGAAGAUCGCCAAAUGUACCAAAAGUUAGGAAUCAAACCUCCCAAUACUGGCGCCUUUCGCAAGGUCCAGGUCAACGCUAUCACCCGCAGCCAAGCCCGGCAGAUAGCCACCCUCGAAGAGGAGGUAGAAGAUGAUUGGUCACCCCCCCCGUCGGAGAGCGAAGAACCGAAUGUACAAGAUUACCCUGAUGAUCCAGAAGCCAAUAAAUCACCCAACUCCCCAUGUUUAUGUGAGGACCGAACGCCCAAUGAUCAAGUUCAUCAACAACUCGCCCUCCAAGAUGAAACCAACGGAAAAGAUUGGACCGAAGAGGAACGCCCCAACAGCGAACCCGCAGCACAAAUGGCUAAGUAUCACCUACCUACAGAACAAAAGGAGGAUGCCACGCUCAAACAGAUAAACAAGAAAGAGUCUGCGUGCCAGACGCCUUGAUCCCCGAUCUUCUCAGAUGUCUACAUCAUCAUCCUUUAGCCGGACAUCAAGGACGAGUCCGCACCUAUAACCAAGCCCGACGUCAUUUCUAUUGGCCCG
Messenger RNA from Tigriopus californicus, 717 nucleotides. RefSeq lists its product as uncharacterized. The transcript has 2 exons. Lineage: Eukaryota; Metazoa; Arthropoda; Copepoda; Harpacticoida; Harpacticidae. The coding region runs from base 1 to 618 and encodes 205 amino acids. The record is from RefSeq and is a predicted model, not a curated record.